UAUCAUAAAUGGAGAUCAUCAAGCGAGGGUUUGCACCCGAACAACUAGUUAACAUCAGGAGCCAUCAUAACCAACAAGCACAAACUUCUAUUGGAAAUUGAACCAGAUUCGGUAGCAAACUGAAGCUGAAGAUCAGGAAUUCUUAUGACAAGAUGCACAGUGAUCUUCAGAAAGCUCGAAUUAUGUCGCCUCGAGUUGUAAGAUUUGGGGAGAAAAUCAGUUGCUUCACGCUUACAAUUAAGAAUUAAAGAAAUACCCCCACCCAUAUCAAUGGCGAUGCUCCGAUCGAGUACUCCUCAGUUUGAUCACGAGAUCAUGCUUUUGGCUCAAAAAUUUCCAGUAAUUCCUCUCAGAAGAAGAAGGGAAGGAUAUAGGGACGCUCUCAGAAUCAAGCAUUCUUCCACAGGAUGCUAUGAAUUUGAAAGGCUUCAUCAAGGAGAAAUAGAACUGUUUAACACACGAAAAUUAGCCAGUAAAAUAAAAUCUUGGAUCCUCAAAACAGCUUACAAGGCAUACGCUAUUCGUAUGAAGAAAUAUAAUAAACCCAUUCCCAAAAUGUGAGUUUACCCCUCUGCAUUCAGGAACUAUACUGGAAAGCAUAAACCUCACAAAAGAAGGACAAAAAGGAAUAAACAACAGAGCCAUAUUAACAUCGUGACCAAGAGCUCAAACUACAACUCAAAUUUUAACCAUAACACACAAGGAAAGGAAGACUUUCAUGAUGAAAUAGAGCUACAAUAUGGAGACUUUGCUGAGGAACGGGAGUUUUUAAUGAAAACUCUUGAUACCCGAAACUGAAACACUCCUCAACUUCUCCCAAAUGAAAUAAUAACCCCUCUUGCUGCUGAAGAAAUCAUGCCUCAAUCCAAACUAAGCAAGCAAGAAAGUUUCAAAUUCUUUCCAAAAACUCUGGCACCCUUAGUAAACCAGCAGGCCAAAUACAUCAGAAGGACUCCUUCUAAAAACACCCCUGCUCAAAAGACUAUUGUUAGGAAUAAUAUUUCAAAAUAAUUGUUUUCAGAGCAGUUCUCCUAAGCCCAUUCCUAAGAAUUUCAGAAGGAGUAAUUUCCCGCUCAAAAAAUUCAAAAUUUACAGGAAGAAGCGAUGCGAGGAUCAAAAUGUUAUGAAAUAAUCUUCGAAGACAUUCAAGGAACUAUUCUGAAUAUAAACAGAACUUCUUCAUCAACACUCCUAAACAAGUUAGCAUCCAGGCUGAGCAUAAGCUGCUGCAUGCAAAGAAGGGGUAUAAACUUCCUGCCAACGCAAGGGUCAGUAGACAGAGGAAGAGCCAGGUCAUUCCUCAGCCAAGCCAUCUCGUCACAAAGAUUAACAAGAUCUUGAAUCCUGGGCUAAAAUUACCAUUGAUCUCUUAACCUUACAGCAAGAGCAUCAGAUUUUAUUUAUAAGAUCGUGUUCACCAAUCUGUGUCUUAAAAGUUUC
Moneuplotes crassus is the source of this 1440-nucleotide messenger RNA. NCBI's taxonomy places the organism in Eukaryota, Ciliophora, Spirotrichea, Euplotida, Euplotidae. The record is from the annotation of a GenBank genome assembly.